This is a messenger RNA of Durio zibethinus, 941 nucleotides long. The record is from RefSeq and is a predicted model, not a curated record. Lineage: Eukaryota; Viridiplantae; Streptophyta; Magnoliopsida; Malvales; Malvaceae.
AUGAUGCUCUCCGCCAUAUCACCUCUCCCUUCUUCAACCUCUCCUCUGCCUAACUUCACCAAAGCUUCCCCUUACUUACCAACGCUAACUGCAACUGCCCAUAAUUUUUUCUCCUCGAGGAGGAGCAGGAAAGGAAGAAGGACCCACCGCACCUUGAUGGAGGUCUCUUCCUCCUCCUACUCCUCCUCAUCACCAGAAAAUCAGACGGCUCUCGUAGUUCUAUCAGAAUCACAGGAUGACGAUGGAGCGGAGGUUGUUAGAAGAUUCUACGCAGGAAUCAACGGCCAUGAUCUGGCAUCGGUGGAGCUCUUAAUAGCGGAGAAAUGCGUGUACGAGGACCUUAUCUUUCCUCGUCCAUUCGUUGGUCGCAAGGCAAUCUUAGAGUUCUUCAAAAGUUUCAUUGAUUCGAUAAGCAUGGAUCUCCAAUUUGCUAUUGAUGAUAUUUCUGCUGAGGAUUCAUCUGCUGUUGGAGUUACUUGGCAUUUAGAAUGGAAAGGAAAAGCUUUUCCUUUUAGCAAAGGUUGCAGCUUUUAUCGGCUAGAAAUGUUGGAAGGCAAAAGGCAAAUAAUUUAUGGAAGAGAUGUUGUUGAACCUGCAAUCAAACCUGGGGAGGCAGCUUUGGGUGCGAUCAGGGCUGUAACAUGGCUGUUGCAACAAUUUCCUCAGUUGGCAGAUCGGUUAUGAAGGAAGCUAUGCCGGAGUAUGAACAUACAAUUGAUAGGCUCAAUUGUAAUAGCAGGAACCCAAUAUCUUGCAUCAAAAUCCAUGUAGAAACAAAUAACUAAGAGGAAGGGGACUCUAGCAAAUGAUUCCCACCACCUUAAUCAAAAAGUCUCAAAAGGUUCUUGUAUUUGUAUAUAGAAAAUUUACCCCCCCAAAACCUUUCUGUCUUAAACUUAUUUCAGGUUUUCGAUUUUGGAUCGAGUUAUUUUAUGAUUUUA